AGGGAUGUUGAAGAGCAGGGAAUUAAUGCCAGGGAUGCUGAAAGGAUGAAGCGAGAAUUGCAGGCCUUGGAAGGAAUCAUUGCAGAAAUUGAGGAUGCAAGGAAUAAAUGGGAGGAGAAGGGUUGGGAAUUGGACUCUAUGAUGGAACAUAAUUUGGAGAAACUUGAGCAGCUUAUGAUUGAGUGCAACCAAGCUAUGCGAAGGUUAAAACUAGGAAAGGAAUUGCAUUAUCAGUUGGAGGCCAAAGGAUCCUCACUAGAGGAGGUCUUAGGAGUAGACUACAAAUCUAUUCUAAAGCCUGCACUUGCUUCCUUGGAGGAGGAAAUUAAGAAAAGUUCCAUGGAGAAGAUAGAAGCAUUGAUCUCUCUUCAGCAACUAUCUGUGGACAGAACUACUAAAAUUGAAUCGAAAAAGAACCACCUUACCUCUCUUCAAGCUCACAUUGAUGAGGUUGAAGGACAACCUGAGAGAAUACAGAGGAAAACAUUAGAGAUCACAUCUAGAUGUGCAUCUGAAGCAAAAAACAUGGCAGAGAAUAUUGAAGCAGAGGGUCAACGUAUUGAGCUUGUCGAGAAAGAGGCAUCAGCUUUUCUCAAUGCAUUAAAUGCCAAAUUGCAGGAAGUAACGAUACAAAGCGAGAAAGAGGUGCAGGAUUGUGCUCGCCAGUUAUUUGCUACUCUUGAUUCGUUAUCAAAAUAUAAAGAGUAUGUGGCCUUGAAAGCUGCAGUUAUGAGAAACGGUCUCCUUGAAACUGCUUCCACCAUAGCCAACCUUCACAAAGGAGUUUCG
Molecule: messenger RNA, 789 nt
Organism: Cuscuta epithymum
Lineage: Eukaryota; Viridiplantae; Streptophyta; Magnoliopsida; Solanales; Convolvulaceae
Source: the annotation of a GenBank genome assembly